Messenger RNA from Trichomonas vaginalis G3, 1278 nucleotides. RefSeq lists its product as uncharacterized. The coding region runs from base 1 to 1278 and encodes 425 amino acids. The transcript has a single exon. Lineage: Eukaryota; Parabasalia; Trichomonadida; Trichomonadidae. The record is from RefSeq and is a predicted model, not a curated record.
AUGAAAAAGAAUCUCUUUGAUUAUUCAUCAUCUUCGGGUGAUGAAGACAUACAACAAUUCUGGAGGUCUAGACAUGCUCCAACUGCAAAAGAAAAAGCACUUUUAAGAGAAAUGAAUAUCGAUAAUUUGCUAAAGGAAAGAAAAUUAGAAACAGAAUAUCUAUCUGAGUCUAAAUCACAAGAAACUAAAAAUCAAGAAAAGAAAUAUAUUACUGAAAUUAAAGAAAAAGCAAAUUAUGAAACAGUUGAUUUUGAAGAUGGAUCAAUUUUCGGUGAGAAACAUAUCGAGUUCCCCAAAGGAAUAAUUGAUCUUAUUGAAACAACAAACACUUACAAAAAUUCAGAAUUUGAUAAAUUUGAGUUAGUUGAGAAAUGGGUUUAUCAUGCAGCACUUAAAGCCCCACAAGAUAUUUUGAUAAAUUCGAGAGUUGUUUACAGGAUUCUUUUGACGCUUGCAAAAACAAAAAAUAUUAUUUUUGGGGAAUCCAUCUUUAAUAUACUCAAAUUUGUACCGAUGGAUAUUCUGGAUUUUUCAUACAUUUAUAAUCUAUUUAAAUUAAUACUAAAUACUGAUAGCAAUCUGAUAAUUUAUCCAAUUUUACUUAUGAAACCACAAUUGUAUCAUAGAUGUAGUACGACUGUCAUAAAACAAAUGGUUUAUAUACUAAUAGGAGGAAUUCUUACAUCAGCUAUCUCAAGAAAUCCAUUAUUCUACGUAUUGCCAUCAAAUUUACUAAAUUCUCUUAGCGAACUCAGUAAAUCUGAACAGAGAAAAUCUGCUAAUGCUGUUGCCGAGAUACUCAAAGAAUUACCAAUAGAAUCAAUGGGUGAAUUAGUUUCAUUUCUUCCUAUUGACAGUGCUGCAGCGGAAUUUACAUCAACACUUGCAUUUUCCAUGUUAUUUUACUAUUUACAGCUAGGACUCCCUGAUCCUGAAAAUCCAAAAGGAAAUAUGGAUUUAAUUGUCCAAAAUAUCCAUACUUUGAAGAAUCUUUGUACAUCUGGUGAACUUAAAAAUAUAUUGACUGCAAGUGCUGUUAUUGCGACACUUGAAAAACUCACAGUUAUUGAAAUUAACUUCAAACAACUUGAUAAAAGGAAAAUUACAAGAAUGUCUCAUGUUUUACACAUGAGUUUUUACACCAAAAACCAUGUUGAUUUAGUAGCUCUAAAGGAGCAAUUCCAUUUCACAAGAGUUCAACUUGAUAAUUGGUCAGAUGAAUACUUCCAAAAUGAAGUUAUUGAAGAAAAUCCUUGGGGUGAUGCUCCAGGAAAAUAA